Messenger RNA from Danio rerio (zebrafish), 12959 nucleotides. Lineage: Eukaryota; Metazoa; Chordata; Actinopteri; Cypriniformes; Danionidae. The record is from RefSeq and is a predicted model, not a curated record.
CGUAGCCGUAGUUGCUUUGGCAACCGCGCCAGCUUCACCGCUAAUGCGCCACAACAUUCAUUUCUUCAGCACAUCCACCAUCCAAAUGCCUUGAAUUAGAUGUUGAUGAUUAUUUUGAAACCGAGCACCAAGCCUGCUUUCCAUAAACCCUUUCGUUCAGGGUAACGGAUUAUUAGUUUUAUUUUGCAGGAGUAAAUUCUCUUGAGAAGGAUGGCUGUUAGCGUGACUGUUAGCCUAGCGUGCUAAUCCUCCAGCAGAACUGCACAAACUCUCAACAUCCGACUUCUGCACACCGUGAAAGAUGGCGCCCGGAACAGACGAUCCUCGUAAACUGUUCAUCCUGACCACAGCAGGGAAUUACUUCAGCUUGGACACUGCAGCAUCUCUGUCCUCCUGCCGCCCACUUGAUAACUUUUUAGACGAUGGGAAUGAGUUUCUUCUCUCUGUCACCAGACAAUCAGAAGAGCUCCAGUUCUCUAACAAGCUGGAGAAUAUGGACGGUGAUGGCCGAGUUCUGGUGUUCUUCAAGCCUCAUCCGUGUGUGGUUUCGGAGGAGAACCUUCAGCGCUGCAUCCUGGUGUCCUCCAUGCUGGAGUCUCCCAUCAGCACCCUUUACCAGGCCCUGCGUCAGGUCUACAGCCCCGUCCUGCUGCAGGAUGAUAAAUGGAGUCAGUCGUUCGAUUCAAAGCUGCAGUCUCUGCUCAGCGAUCUUGAAAUCGGACUGGGCUCUGUGCUUAGACACUCGGACACAAAGGGUUCUGGGAAACGCAGUAAUUCAGAGAUGGAUGUGUCAAAUAUCAUGACUCCUCUGGAUGAGUUCAGCUUCUGGGCUGAUGUCAGCCGUUCUGGUCAGAAGAGCAGUGAAAGAGACCGAGCGACACACUUCUGUGAGCUUUUCACCACCAUUGAGAAGGACUACAGUAACCUGGACAGUUUCAGUCUGGUGGAGGUACUGGACCUGAUUGAGAACACACGUGAGGCUGUAGACGAUGUGUGGAAGCAGAAUGAGCACACGCCUUACCCCGAAACACGCAUGAUCAGACUCAUGGAUGUCAUAGGCGGAGCUCUCGGCAGGUUUGUUCAGAGGAAACUGAGUGACCUUCGCUUGUGGGAGGAUCCUUAUUUCACAGUGAGGGAGGGGCUUAAAGGAGGUGUGGCUGUGUGUGAGCAGUGGGUGGCGGCCUGUGAACACCUGACAGGUCAGGUGUGGAAACGCUACGCCCCCCAUCAGUGGACUGGAGAGAAGCACCGCCCUCAGGGACUACACAGCCUUGCACAGCGAUUGGAGGAGGUGGUGCAAGUCCGAUCUGUGUGUGAGAAGCUGCAGCGCUUGCUGUCUGGAGGGAAACAGCAGAUUUCUGCUGCACGUGUGUAUCAGCCAUUCACAGGACUCAACCCAAUACACUACAACCCUUAUACUGAGCCUUUAUGGAGAGCUGCAGUGUCUCAGUUUGAUCGGCUCAUCGCUCCAGCAGAACAGGAAGCAGCUGGAAAGCUCAAGACCUUCAUAAUAGAUGCGCAGGACAGUCCACAGCAGCUGCUGCAGGUGUUUCAGAAACACAGAGAUCUGAUCAAACGAGCCACAAUUAGCAAAGAACUGCAGCCUGAGAGAGAAACACUCCUCACACGCCUGCUGGACUACAACAAGGGACUGCGGGCAGAUUUUGAGAGCCGGUGUCAUGGUACUCCAGGAGAGAAAACCGGCCCUCUAGCGGGAAGAAACCUUCCUGAGGUGGUCAACAAUAUUGUGUGGGUCAGACAGCUGCUGCUUAAGGUUGAGGACUCUCUGAAGAUGGCUGAUGCGCUGCUUUCUGAUCUGUCGGGGUUUCAGCCACUGCUUCGUUUCUCAGAUGAUCUGCAGGAGCAGCUGAGGUCUUAUGAGCAGGAGCAGUUUGAAGACUGGACCAGAGACCUGCUGUCAGGACUCUCUGAUCCCAAAUCUGGAAUCAGUUUGCAGGCCAGUAAUCGGGUGAUGGAGUUGGACCACAUGGACGGCAAGCUGAAGAUCCAGUACUCGGACCGGCUGGUUAGUUUACUCCGAGAGGUACGGCAGCUCUCGGCUCUGGGCUUCACCAUUCCUGCAAAGAUCCAGCAGGCGGCAAACACGGCAGAGAAGUUCUACAGACAGGCCAUCAUCCUCAAACAGGUGGCUCAUUUCUACAACACCAUUGAUCAGCAGAUGAUCCCUUCUCAACGUCCCAUGAUGCUCGGCUGUGCUCUGGCCUUUGAACAGGUCAUCAAGCAGAAUCCUCGCUCUCAGUCUCGAGAUGAAGGUGGAAAGCUUCAGAUGACGUGGGAGAAUCCGAAAGAGCUGGAGCAGUACAUCAGCAAACUGCAGAGCGCCGCUGAGAGACUCUCCACAGAGAACCGCAAGCUCAGAAAGUGGCACACAGACUUCACUGACAAGGUGGUGGGUUUGAUGGGAGUGGAUCUGUUGCGUCAGCAGCAGAGAUGGAAAGAUGGUCUUCAGGAUCUCAGGGCUGGAUUUGCCACACUGGAGUCUCAGGGUUUUGGAGCCGGAGACAUGAGGGCCUGGCGGCAGCACUGGAACCAUCAGCUGUAUAAAGCUCUGGAGCAUCAGUAUCAGGUGGGACUGGAGGCCCUCAACAAGAACCUGCCAGAAAUUAACAUCGACCUCGUCUUCAAGCAGGGUCGUCUACAGUUUCGUCCUGCAUUCGAGGAGGUCAGAGCCAAGUAUUACCGUGAGAUGAAAAGGUUCAUCAGCAUCCCGAACCAGUUUAAAGGAGUGAGUGAGACGGGCGAGGAGCCCAUAUUCACCCGGAUGAUUGAGCGCAACGCCAGCGGCUUCCUGACUAUCUUCAGCAAAGCUGAACAUCUCUUCAGUCGACUGUCACACCUGCUGGACAAGUUUAAGGAUUGGGUGGUUGUGGGACAGGUGGAUGUGGAAGUUCUGGUGGAGAAACAUCUUCAUAGUGUUCAAGACUGGGAGAGAAACUUUAAAGCUCUGAAAGCCAAAGGAAAAGAGGCCGAGCGCUUGCCCAGCUCAGAGAAGGUGGACUGCAUCACUGUGAACUGUGAGCCUGUGCGAGUGUCUGUGGAUGACCUGAUCCAGAGGCUGUUUGAUGCUCUACUGGCGUCUCUCAGGAGAUCCAUACAGGGUCACAUUCAGGUGAUAGACUCGUUUGUAAACGGGGCGAUGGAGACAUUAUCCCUGCGUCCUGAAAGCAUCGAUGAGAUCGGAGAGGCUAAUGCCAAACACAGCCAAUUACAGACACAAAAGCCUGAGGUUCUGCCUCAGUUCCAGCAGGCGGAGGAGAAGAACAGGCUGCUGCGCUCGGUGGCAGGUGGAGGUUUGGACACCAUCAGCUCCCUCAGAGCUAAAUGGGACAAAUUUGAACUCAUGAUGGAGAGUCAUCAGCUCAUGAUCAGAGAACAGGUGGAGGUGAUGAAGGGGAACGUGGAGUCUCGUGUUCAGGUUUACCAGCAGGACCUGCAGAAGUUUAGAGCGCGCUGGGAUCAGCUCAAACCCGGAAAUGACAUCAUCGAGUCUGGAGAUCAUGAGGCUCUGCAGCGAUGCGUUCAGAUCAUCCGGGAGCGACAGGCCGAGUUCAGCGAGCUGGAGAACACACGCACAAAACUCAUGGAAGACUGUGAACACUUCAAUCUGAGCUCUCCUGACGGAACGCUGGCCUCAGACACGCUGCGGGACCUGCAGGACUGUUCACAGAUGUGGGAGCUCUAUGAGGAGUUUCACAGCGGACUGGAGGAAAUCGCUCAGCACGACUGGAUUUCAUUCAGGAGUAAGACUCACGUGUUUGAGGAGUUUCUGUUCGCGUGGCAUGAUCGUCUGAGGAAGCUGGAGGAGCACAGCAGCAUGUCUGUCAAACUGCAGAAGGAAGUGGACAGAUACAAGGCGGUGGUUCCAGUGCUAAAGUACGUUCGAGGUGAGCAUCUCUCUCAGGAACACUGGCUGGAUCUGUUCCGGCUCAUUUCUCUGCCCAGGGGAUCCACACUGGAGACACUUCAGUUCAGAGACCUGCUCAGGGUGGCAGACAACAUCAUAGACAAAACCCUGGAGCUCAAGGAUCUGAACAGUCGUGCCCAGGCCGAGGUCUCCAUCCGCGAGGCUCUGCGAGAGCUGGAGCUUUGGGGUGCCGGCGCCAGCUUCACCCUCACAGACUACACAGACACUCAGGGCUGCUCUCUGCCCGUCAUCAAGGACUGGAGGGAUGUGGUCAACCAGGUGGGAGACAACCGAUGUCUCCUUCAGUCGCUCAAAGACUCGCCGUAUUACCUGCGAUUCCAGGACAAAGUGUCUCUGUGGGAAACAAGGCUGGCAGACCUCGACGAGUACCUGCACAACCUCAACACCAUCCAGAGGAAGUGGGUCUACCUGCAGCCCAUAUUUGGUCGAGGGGCAUUGCCUAGGGAGCAGGCCCGCUUUCAAAGGGUGGACCAGGACUUCAGGCAUCAGCAGUGUGGAGUUUGAUCAGAGUUUUCAGAGCAUCACAGCCAUGAAGUCACUGGAGGGCGAAACGGUGCCACUCAUCAACACCAUCUGCAUCUCCAACGACGUCGAGGUUUGGCUGAGCGCUCUCGCCGCAGAGAUGAAAAACACUCUCAAACAUCUUCUGUGUGAGUGUGUGAAUGCUGGAAAGAAAGGAAAUGUGGAUCCCACACGCUUCCCAUCGCAGGUUCUGUGCCUGGCUGAGCAGAUUGAGUUCACAGCUGCUGUGGAGAUCAGCAUCCGGCAGCAGAGCCUCCAUCAGCUGGAGCAGCAGCUCACGGCCAAACUGGAGAACUACACCAGUGUGGACACCAGCACUGACAACACCACAGAGUCGCGUGUUCUGCAGAUGAAACUGAAGGCUCUGAUUCUGGAUGUGAUCCACAACAUCUCAUUGGUGCAGAGUCUGAGAGAAGCCCAGAUUAACAGCACCGACGACUGGGUGUGGAAGAAGCAGCUGCGCUUUUACCUGAAUGCAGACCAGAGCUGCUCCAUACAGAUGGUGGACGCAGAUUUCAGAUACACAUAUGAGUACCAGGGUAAUGCUGCAAAACUGGUCCACACGCCGCUGACGGAUAAGUGCUAUCUCACCCUAACACAGGCCAUGAAGAUGGGUUUGGGUGGAAAUCCUUACGGACCUGCAGGAACUGGAAAAACAGAGUCGGUCAAAGCCCUGGGAGGAUUGUUCGGAAGACAAGUGCUGGUCUUUAACUGUGAUGAGGGUAUAGAUGUGAAGUCCAUGGGCCGGAUCUUCGUGGGUCUGGUGAAGUGUGGAGCGUGGGGCUGUUUUGAUGAGUUUAAUCGUCUAGAAGAGGCUGUUCUCUCCGCUGUCUCCAUGCAGAUUCAGGACAUCCAGAACUCACUGAAGAACCAUCGCUCCACCUGCCAGCUUCUCAAUAAAGAGGUGGAUUUGGACCCAAACUCGGGCAUCUUCAUCACAAUGAAUCCAGCGGGAAAAGGAUACGGAGGAAGGCAGAAGUUGCCGGAUAAUCUGAAGCAGCUCUUCCGACCGGUUGCCAUGACGAGUCCUGAUAAUGAGCUCAUCGCUGAGGUCAUCCUGUAUUCUGAGGGAUUUAAGGAAGGAAAGGCACUGGGGCGGAAACUUGUGGCUAUAUUCAAUUUGGCCAGGGAGCUGUUAACCCCUCAGCAGCACUAUGACUGGGGUUUGCGUGCACUGAAGACAGUUCUCAGAGGCUGUGGGAGUUUACUGCAGUUACAGAGACUGAACAACAACCCCUUAAAGGAGAGUGGAUUGGUGGUUCAGGCUUUGAGGUUGAACACCAUGUCGAAGCUGACGUUUGCUGACAGCUCUCGGUUUGAUGCUCUGGUCAGAGACGUGUUUCCUGGAGUCGACUUUAAGGAUGUGGAGUACGAGACGCUUAAGUCUGCACUGCUGGCUGUGUAUGAAGAAGCACAUCUGGAGAUUAUACCCAGUCAGCUGAAAAAGGCGGUGGAGUUGUACGAGCAGCUUCGCCAGAGGAUGGGUGUGGUGGUAGUCGGGCCCAGCGGCGCAGGAAAGUCCACUCUCUGGCGGAUGCUGAGGGCAGCGCUGGGAAAAACGGGGCGGCUGGUCAAACAGUACACCAUGAACCCCAAAGCCAUGCCACGCCAGCAGCUCCUGGGACACAUCGACAUGGACACACGAGAAUGGUCUGACGGGGUCCUAACAUCCUCCGCAAGACAGGUGGUGCGAGAGCCACAGGAGGUGAACUCAUGGAUUAUAUGUGAUGGAGACAUUGAUCCUGAGUGGAUCGAGUCCUUAAACUCUGUCCUGGAUGAUAACCGCUUACUGACCAUGCCCAGCGGUGAGAGGAUUCAGUUCGGCCCCAACGUCAACUUCCUGUUCGAGACCCACGAUCUGAGCUGCGCUUCACCAGCCACCAUCUCCCGCAUGGGCAUGAUCUUCCUCAGCGAUGAAGACACUGAUGUUGGCUCUCUGGUGAAGUCGUGGCUGAAGCGUGAGGAUGAAGACUGCAGGAUGAAUCUGGAGAACUGGCUCAAUGAUUAUUUCCACAGAGCUCUGGAGUGGGUUCUCAAACAGAGUGAUUUUGUGGUGGACACCAGUCUGGUCGGGACGGUGCUGAACGGUCUGUCUCAUCUGAGUGGUGUCAGGGAGAGAGGAGAGUUCAUCAUGGGCCUCAUCCGCGGUUUAGGAGGAAACCUCACACUUAAAUGCCGACAGGACUUCGCCAAGGAGGUUCUGAGCUGGGCAAGAGAAAGCCCUCCUGACCCUCGUAAGCCUCUGGACACAUACUAUGACCAGGCGUCAGGCCGCCUGUGUGUGUAUGAGCUGCAGAGAGGAGAGGGUGUGUGUGAGGAGGAGCUGAGCGACCCUCACAAUCUGCCAGUCAUUCACACACCGGACACACAGCGCAGCCUCCACAGCUUCAGCCCGUGGCUCUCGGCCAAUCACAGACAGCCAUUCCUGCUGGUGGGACCUGAGGGAUGUGGGAAAGGGAUGCUCCUGCGCUGUGCGUUCUCUCAGCUUCGCUCCACUCAGGUGUCUGUGGUUCACUGCAGCGCUCAGACCUCCUCCCGUCACGUCCUGCAGAAGCUCCAGCACACGUGUCUGCUCAUCAGCUCCAACACGGGCCGCGUCUACCGGCCUAAAGACUGCGAGAGGCUGCUGCUCUACCUCAAAGACAUCAACCUGCCCAAACCUGACAAAUGGGGCACCAGCAACCUCAUCGCCUUCCUGCAGCAGGUGUUGACGUAUCAGGGCUUCUAUGAUGAGAAUCUGGAGUGGGUCGGGCUGGAGAAUAUUCAGAUUGUGGCCUCCAUGUCAGCAGGUGGAGCGGUGGGACGACACACACUCACGUCACGAUUCACCUCUAUUGUUCGCAUCUGCACUAUUGAUUAUCCAGACAGAGAGCAGCUGCAGACAGUCUAUAGUGCGUACCUGAAACCUGUGCUGCAGAGGACUCUGGGUAAUGAUCCCACAUGGAGCUCUUCAGGGAAGAUCCACCAGCUUGCCGGCUCAUUGGUGCAGGUCUACGAGCAGGUGAAGGCUAAAUUCUCAGUGGAUGAUCACAGUCAUUAUCUGUUCACUCCAUGUUUACUCACAGAGUGGGUCCUGAAUCUGCUGCGGUACGACCUGAGCGCAGAUGUAUAUUUUGUGACGUGGGCCGCGUCUCACGAAGGACGUUCCCCUGGUCAACCCCUUCCACCCCACGGCAGAAAACUGGCACGUCUGAACGCCAGUGACCUCAGUGAGAUCAUACACAAGGGAAUCGUCCUGUACGGUCGUGAUAACCGGGAGCUGGAUAUCCUGCUGUUUCCUGAAGUUCUAGACUACAUGUCUCGAGUAGACCGUGUGUUGACCUCUCCUGGCGGUUCGCUGCUGCUAGCAGGUCGCAGUGGUGUGGGUCGGCGCACGGCUACAUGUGUGGUCAGCCACAUGCACGGAGCCACUCUCUUCACACCCAAAAUCUCCCGCUCGUACUCGCUCAAACACUUCAAAUCUGACCUGAAAACUGUCAUGCAUUCGGCCGCUGUGGACGGACAGCAGGUGGUUUUGCUGUUAGAAGAUCAUCAGUUUGUUCAUCCUUCCUUUCUGGAGAUGGUCAACAGUCUGCUGUCCUCAGGUGAAGUUCCAGGCUUGUACUCCACUGAAGAGCUGGAGCCUCUGCUGGCGUCUCUGAAAGAUCAGGCGUCACAGGAUGGCUUCACCGGCCCGGUCCUCAACUAUUUCUCACACCGUGUUCAGCAGAACCUGCAUGUGGUUUUGAUCAUGGACUGCACUAACGAACACUUCACCAUCAACUGCGAGAGUAACCCUGCGCUCUACAGGAAGUGCUCAGUGCAGUGGAUGGAGAGCUGGAGCGACAGCAGCAUGAAGAAGAUCCCUGAGAUGCUGCUGUCCAGGAUUGAAGAAGACGAAAAAACUGAAGACAAGCAGAGGAAGAAGAAGAAAUCUGCAUCAGUGCACACAGAGCUCUAUCGCUCCUUCCUGGCGAUCCACGAGUCAUGCCGAGAGUUUGGAGCCACACCGAGUCAAUACCUGAACUUCCUGCAGGUCUACCAGUCCAUCUACAGCUCCAAACGCAAAGAGCUGACGCACAAACAACAGCACCUGCAGGCGGGCGUGGCCAAGCUGAACGAAGCGAAGGCAUUGGUGGACGAGCUGAAGAGGCGUGCCGCCGAGCAGAGCAGUUUACUGAAGACCAAACAGGCUGAAGCAGACGCCGCUCUGCAGGAGAUCACCACCUCGAUGCAGAACGCCAGCGACCAGAAGACAGAGAUGGAGAAGAUCAAGGAGAGAAUGGCACACGAGGUCUCUAAGAUUGAAGAGCGCAAGAAGAAAAUCGAUGAGGAGCUGCGAGAGGUUCAGCCGCUGGUGGACGAGGCGAAGCAGGCCGUGGGGAACAUUAAAUCUGAGUCUCUUUCUGAGAUCCGCUCUCUCCGCAUGCCGCCCGACGUCAUCCGAGACAUCCUGGAGGGAGUGCUGAGGCUCAUGGGAAUCUUCGACACGUCCUGGGUCAGCAUGAAGAGUUUCUUAGCCAAACGGGGAGUGCGGGAGGAGAUCGCCACGUUUGACGCCAGAAGCAUCACUCAUGAAAUCCGGCAGAGCGUGGAGGAGCUGCUGCACAGAAACAAGGCUUCCUUUGACCCCAAGAACGCCAAACGAGCGAGUGCCGCCGCGGCUCCUCUGGCCGCCUGGGUGAAAGCUAACGUUCAGUACUCACACGUGCUGGAGAAGAUCGAGCCACUGCAGACGGAGCACGCUGGAUUGAUGGAAAACCUGCGCAAGACUGAGAACCGCAAGAACAGGCUGGAAAAGGAGCUGAACUCUGUGGGAGAGAAAGUUCUGGAGCUGAAGGAGAAGUUUCAGUGUCGUACAACUGAAGCCGCUAAACUGGAGUCUGAGGUGAGCAGAGCACAGGAGACCAUCAGUGCAGCUGAGAAACUCCUGCAGCAGCUGGACGGAGAACACACACGCUGGACAGCACAGGUGGAUGAGAUCAGUGAGGAGCUGGACACUCUUCCUAAGAGAGCUCAACUCUCUGCUGCUUUCAUCACGUAUCUGCCUGCGGCUCCUGAGGACCAGCGGCGCAGCAGUCUAGACCACUGGAUGAGCAGCUCAGGACUGCAGAAGUUUGACCUGCGCCACUUCCUGUGUUCUGAGAGCGAGCAGCUGAUCUGGAAGAGUGAAGGUUUGCCGUCUGAUGACCUGUCCAUGGAGAACGCUCUGGUCAUCCUGCAGAUUAAUGAAUUUAGAUCAAGGAGUGCUUCUUGUCCAUUCUUGAUUGAUCCUUCAUCUCGUGCAACAGAGUGGCUGCAAACUCACCUGAAAGCUCAUCGUCUGGAGGUCAUAAAUCAGCAGGAUGCGAACUUCAUGACAGUGCUGGAGUUAGCGGUGCGCUUUGGUAAAACGCUGAUCAUUCAGGAGAUGGACGGUGUUGAACCUGUGCUUUAUCCUCUGCUGCGGCGAGAUCUCAUUGCACAGGGGCCGCGAUAUGUGGUGCAGAUUGGAGACAAAGUGAUGGACUAUAAUGAGGAUUUCCGUCUGUUUCUGGCAACCCGUAACCCCAGCCCCUUCAUCCCUCCUGACGCUGCGUCUGUCAUCACUGAGGUCAACUUCACCACCACCAGAGCUGGACUCAGAGGACAGCUGCUAGCGUUGACCAUCCAGCAGGAGAAACCAGAGCUGGAGAGCCAGAAAACCAAACUCCUGCAGCAGGAAGAGGAGAAGAAGAUCCAGCUCGCUCAGCUGGAGGAGUCACUGCUGGAGACUCUGGCUACAGCUCAGGGAAAUAUCCUGGAGAAUAAGGAGCUGAUCGAGUCUCUGAACCAGACGAAGGCCAGCAGUGCUCUGAUCCAGCAGUCCCUGAGCCAAUCCCACCGCCUGCAGACCUCCCUCGACCAGGAACGAGACGCGUACCUGCCGCUAGCGGAGACGGCUAGCAAGAUGUAUUUCGUCAUUACAGAUCUGUCUAAGAUUAACAACAUGUACAGGUUCAGUCUGGCGUCAUUCCUGCGGCUGUUUCACCGAGCACUGCAGACCAAACAGGAAAGCGAGAGCACUGAUGUGAGGAUCUCUACGCUGGAGAGCAGCCUGAAGAACAUGGUGUAUGAGUAUAUCUGCCGCUCGCUCUUCAAGGCCGAUCAGUUGAUGUUUGCUCUGCACUUUGUGAAGGGAAUGAGUCCAGAGCUCUUCCAGGAGAACGAAUGGGAUGUUUUCACUGGCCUCGUUGUUGGGGAUAUGGUUCGGAAGACGGAUUCCCAGAAGUCUCUGCGAGAACAGUUUCCUUCUUGGAUUGAUCAGGAGAGACUGAUGGCUGUGGCUCUAAUCAAGAGCACAUUUCCAGUGCUGUAUCAGUCUCUCUGUCUGAGCGACGCAGAUCUGUGGCUCACGUUCUUGCGCAGUUCCUGCUGCGAACAGGAAAUCCCACUUCCAGUUGCCAAGAAGAUCUCCCUAUUUCAGCAGAUGUUGGUGGUUCAGGCGUUACGACCAGAUCGCUUGCAGAGCGCCAUGGCAGUGUUUGCAUCACAAGCUUUGGGGAUGAAGCAGCUGUCUCCUCCCCCGCUGAAUCUAAAGCACCUCUAUGAAGAGACUCUGGAGACAGAGCCGGUCCUGCUCAUCAUCUCUGCUGGUGCAGACCCGUCUCAGGAGCUCCAGGAACUUGCCGGAAACAUUGUGGGCCGAGAAAAUUACCAUGAGGUGGCGAUGGGUCAGGGUCAGGCUGAUGUGGCUCUGCAGGCUCUCAGAGAGUGUGUUCGCUCAGGUGAUUGGCUGUGCCUAAAGAACCUGCACCUGGUCACAGCAUGGCUCCCCCUGCUGGAGAAGGAGCUCAACAGCAUGAAACCCAAAGCUGGAUUCAGGCUCUGGUUGACUGCUGAAGUGCAUCCCAAAUUCACUCCCAUACUGCUCCAGUCCAGCCUGAAGAUCACCUAUGAGGCUCCUCCAGGGCUGAAGAAGAACCUGAAGCGCACAUAUGAGUCGUGGAGCGCGGAGCAGAUCAGUAAAGGUGGUCUUCUGGCUCGGGCUCAGUCUCUCUUCUGUCUGGCCUGGUUUCACGCCGUGUGUCAAGAGAGACGCAACUAUAUUCCACAGGGUUGGACAAAGUUCUAUGAGUUUUCUCUGUCAGAUCUGAGAGCCGGCUUCGAGAUCAUUGACCGUCUGUUUGAAGGCGGGAAGGCGUUUCAGUGGGACUUUGUGGACGGUCUCCUGGAGAACAUCUACGGCGGCCGCAUUGAUAACGUGUGUGACCUGCUUGUGCUGCGCUCGUACCUGCAGCAGUUCUUCAAUGCUCAGCUCCUGUCACAGUCACGCAAGAAAACACAUGCCUUCCCUGCUCAGAUACACCUACCCAACUCCUGCAGCAUAGCGGAUUAUCGUGUGGUGGUGGACGCUCUUCCCGAGGACGACAGACCCAGUUUCUUCGGCCUGCCUGCAAACAUCGAGCGCUCUUCACAGAGGAUCAUCAGUUCUCAGGUGAUCUCUCAGCUGAGGAUUCUGAGCAGGCCUGUCGCAGCAGGAUCUAAGUUCGACAGAGAGAUCUGGUCUAGUGCGCUCUCACCUGUGCUCAACCUGUGGAAACGGCUCAACCAGGGUUCAUCGUUGAUCCAUCAGAAGGUGACUUUACCCAGCGAGAGUGUCGGCUCUCCUAUUUUUUCAUUCAUCCAGCUGGAGCAGUUUAACGCCGUGCGAUUGGUCCAGAGCAUUCACCAAUCGCUAGCCUCGCUCAGUAAGGUAAUUCGAGGCACGUCCCUCCUGACGGCUGAUGUUCACAAACUGGCAACUGCACUCCUGAACCAAGAGUGUCCGUUGAGUUGGCAGAAUAAAUGGGAAGGCCCUGAAGACCCGAUGCAGUAUCUGCGAGCUGUGGUAUCCAGAGCACUCGCCAUUCAGGGAUGGGUGGAGAGGGCAGAGAGAGGUGGACUGCUGUCGGAAAUGCUGGAUCUGUCAGAGCUUUUCCACCCAGACACAUUCCUGAACGCCCUGAGACAGGAGACCGCCAGGUUGAUGAGCUGCUCUAUGGACAGUCUGAAGUUUGUUACUACAUGGAGAGGUCAGAUUACUGAAGCCAAACUACAAGUGAAGGUUGGUGGUUUGCAAUUGGAGGGUUGUAGUUUCGAUGGAAAUCGUCUAUCUGAGAGCCAUCACGACUCUCCCAGUGUGUCCUCCGUUCCUCCAUGUCACAUGGCUUGGAUCCCGCAGAGUGCUAUGGGCUGUUAUUCUCCAGACGAGUGUAUCUCUCUGCCGGUGUACAGCAGUGCUGAACGUGUGUGUGUGGUGACAAACGUACAGCUGCCGUGUGCUGGAGAUCAUGACACGUGGAUCCAGAGCGGAGCGGCUCUCUUCCUCAAACAGCAGUAACACAAACACACACACUUUAUACUGACAUUAGCAUCACUUUAGAUUGUUUUGAGUGUCUUGGUCUUCAUAUGACGGUGUUUUUGCUGCAUUCCAGCGGCUGUGAGACUGUAGUUUUAUUCAGUCUUAUAUUCUGCAGAUAUUUAUAUGAUCAAAUAAACGAGUUUUCCUGGA